ACGCGUUCCAAUCCGAUCCGAUCCGCUGCCUUAUCGCAGGAUAAUCUAACGCUGAUUAGGCGCAUUGUAGCGAUUAUCAGGUCGUACGAUUGAAAUCGGAUUGUGCCAAAGUUUACCACUAAUUCAAUUCAUUCGAGUUCAAGCAGCGCUGCAGCUCGCACGGGGAUCCAGAAAAGUGUUUCAAAAAUCCAACCCAAGGAUGACAGUCGAAGUAAAUAAAGGACCCGUGGUGGGCAUGCGGCAUGUCCAGGCGCUGCUCAUCUUUCUCAACAUCACCGUCAUGUACCUGGGACGCCUCAAUGUCGGCGUCUCUGUGGUGGCCAUGACCAAUGCAGAGUCCACGAAUCCCAAUUAUCCAGAAUACGACUGGUCCGAGUCCCAGAAGGCCUUGAUCUUGUCCAGCUUCUUCUGGGGCUACAUUGUCACCCAGUUCGUUGGCGGCUAUCUGUGCAAGCGUUUCGGCGUGAAGACUGUGAUGCUGUGGGGCUCCUUUGCCUCGGGCGUUACCAGCGCGCUGUCUCCGCUGUUCAUUGGCUUUGGCGGCUGGCAGGCGUACUGCGGCAUUCGUGUCCUGAUGGGCUUCGCCCAGGGACUGCUCUUUCCGUGCAUUCAUCAGCACUUGGCUCGCUGGUCGCCGCCAGCGGAGCGCAAUCGCUUGGGCGCCCUCAGCCACACGGGCAUCGAGUGUGGCAAUGUGUGCGCCAUGUUCCUCAGUGGCAUGAUAGCCAAGAGUGCCAUCGGCUGGCCAGGCAUCUCGUAUGUGUCUGCGGGCGUGGCCUUCGCCUGGUGUGCCCUCUGGUUCGUGCUUGCCUCCGACAAUGCGCCCGAAUCGCGGUUCAUCGGUGCCGCCGAGCUGCACUACAUUGAGUCGUCGCUGAAGCACAGCGAGAACUACCACAGGAAGGUCAUUCCCAUACCCUGGUCCGCCAUCCUCAACUCGCUGCCGGUGCUCGCUCUGCUGAUCACUCGCUGCUGCGAGUCCUAUGGCCUGAGCACGCUGCAGGCCGAGAUUCCCUCCUACAUGAACGGCGUCCUCGACAUGGACAUCAAGAGCAACGCCUUCUUCUCGGCCCUGCCCUUCCUGGCCAUGUGGUGCAUGUCCUACGUGUAUCUGAUCACCGCCGACGUGCUCCUCAGUGGCAACCGGCUGUCCCUGACCGCGCUGCGCAAGACCUUCAAUUCGCUGGCCUUCUGGAUUCCCUGCGCCACGCUCAUUGGCAUUGGGUUCCUCGACAAGGACCAGAAGACUCUCGCCAUUGUGCUGAUGACCAUCAGUGUGGGAUUCAAUAGUGGCGCCACCAUUGGCAGCUCCCUGAACACCAUCGAUCUGUCGCCGAAUCACGCCAGCAUAGUCAUGGGCAUUGUCAACACGGCGGCGAAUGUGGUGCCCAUAGUCACGCCCCUCGUUGUGGGCGUCAUCGUCAAGGACACGGCCGAUCGCAGUCAAUGGCAGAUUGUGUUUGCCAUUGCGGCGUUUCUUUUCUUCGUGGGGAAUUGCAUAUUUUUGGCCUUUGGUUCGGCCGUGGCCCAGCCCUGGGAUGCCGAAGACUUUCUACAGCCGGCUGGUCGUGCGGCCGAAGAGCUGGCCGAGGGCAAGCCGAAGGCAAUUGACGAAAAGUCCAGAUAGCACAUGGAACUCUUCCGACUCUCCAGAACCCGAUGGCAUUCCUACACCUCCUAAUCUUUGCACACUCGAGCUCCGUCCGGCCCGUGGAGCUUUUGCUCAGACGGCGAGUGCUCCACGACGAGUGGGGGAAUCACUCGAGUUUCGAAUAGCUAGAAGUUGCUUGGUUUGGCUCUAGAUUAUAAUUGUUUAAAUAUGUAUCAUAAAGUUCAAUAAAUUCGAUGGA
Molecule: messenger RNA, 1850 nt
Organism: Drosophila subobscura
Lineage: Eukaryota; Metazoa; Arthropoda; Insecta; Diptera; Drosophilidae
Product: putative inorganic phosphate cotransporter
Exons: 4
Coding region: 200-1627 (475 amino acids)
Biological process (GO): transmembrane transport; monoatomic anion transport
Cellular component (GO): plasma membrane
Molecular function (GO): transmembrane transporter activity
Source: RefSeq, a predicted model, not a curated record